CAUGAAAUAAACGACAUAUUCAACAUAAUGAGGUCACCACAAACCGAAUGGAACCCUGUUAUUGGCGAUAUUAAUUUUUAUAUAGAUAUCAACAAAGUGGUCACAAGCGACAGAUCUAAAAUGUUCGGAAUCAAGAGUCGCAAGUGCAGAUUCGACACAGAACUCACUUCAGAUCGAAGCUACCCAUUGGGACUGUAUACACAAAAUCUGUGUUUGAUGGAGUGCAGCGUCGAUACAGCAAUCAAUCUAUGCGGGUGUCGGCCAUUCUUCUACAAAAUUGGUCCUGGGCCAAUAUGCAACAUAAGUGGAAUGAUUUGCUUAUCAAGGAAUCGUUGGAAUGAAACUCGCAGCAACUGCACUUGUUUGCCACAAUGUAAUUCAGUUGAUUACAUAUUUACACGGACCAGUACCAUCGAUUCACCACUAGAAUCGAAUAUGAUUACAGCAAAUCUUCGCAUUCCAAAAACAAGGCUCAAGCGAGAUAUCAAAUUUGGUAUUCAUUACUUGGUUGUAUCGAUCGGAGGAGCUGCGGCGCUAUUUCUUGGAUGCAGUUUCAUAAGCAUUGCUGAGCUCAUCUAUUUCGCCACAGAACGUUUGUUCCACAAGCCUUGUUGUGAGAGAAAGCUUUGCGCCUCAAAAUGGCUACGAUUCAGAAUUAGCAAUCAAAAUAGAGAUUCAACUAGUCCCACUCGAUGUAUGAUCAUAUUCACCAAAUUCACACAGCAACUCUAUUACUUUGUGAACAACAGUAGCUUGCAUGGCAUCCGAUAUUUGGAUCGUCGAUAUGGAAUGAUUGAUCGCAUUUAUUGGAUGUGCGUUCUAGCUGCGUCGGUCAUUGCAAUGAUUUUGGUAUUUGUGUACACAUUAAAUGACUACUUGAAUGAACCGGUUGUUAUAAACUUCGAUCCAAUUAUCACAAAAAAGAGUAGUGUUUUUCCAGUUGUAUCUGUUUGUAUUAGGAGAUCUGAUUAUGUAAAACCAAGUACUAAGAGAAUAAAACAAUAUGUUAAAAGAUAUUACACAGAACACGAUAUUGAAGAGCCUCAACGGUAG
Sitodiplosis mosellana (orange wheat blossom midge) is the source of this 1053-nucleotide messenger RNA. RefSeq lists its product as uncharacterized. Gene Ontology annotation, molecular function: ligand-gated sodium channel activity. Lineage: Eukaryota; Metazoa; Arthropoda; Insecta; Diptera; Cecidomyiidae. The transcript has 5 exons. Gene Ontology annotation, cellular component: membrane. Gene Ontology annotation, biological process: sodium ion transmembrane transport. The coding region runs from base 28 to 1053 and encodes 341 amino acids. The record is from RefSeq and is a predicted model, not a curated record.